Molecule: messenger RNA, 966 nt
Organism: Hypoxylon trugodes
Lineage: Eukaryota; Fungi; Ascomycota; Sordariomycetes; Xylariales; Hypoxylaceae
Product: class I glutamine amidotransferase-like protein
Exons: 2
Coding region: 146-844 (232 amino acids)
Source: RefSeq, a predicted model, not a curated record
AAUGUGGGAGGGGCCUAUAGAAAUACUAGGGUUGCAAUUACACAAUACUAUAUAAACAACCAUCAGUUUUAUGUUGUAUAUCUCGACAAUGAUAGUUCAAUUCAUAAGUUAAAGAACUAAGCCAAUUCAAACCAGGCUAUUUAAAAUGGUUAACAUUACUACUCCCCUCCGUAUAGGCUACGUACUAUUCCCAGCCUUCACGGCGUUGGAUGUAUUUGGCCCAUUGAAUGUGCUUAACUUAAUCUCCAUCACGCACAACAUGACACUUUCCUUGGUCUCUACGGACUUGAAGCCAGUCAGUGUCGAUCGCAGCAUCGUGGAUGGGAUCCCUGGGGGUAUGCUAGCAUCGUCGGCAUCGCCCAACUUCACGCAAUUCGUGUUACCGACGCAUACUUUCGAUACUGCUCCUGAUUUCGACGUUAUAAUUGUACCGGGCGGCGCGGGAAGCCGUAACAUCAACGGCACGAAACCCCAUGUGGAUUGGCUGAGGCAACGUAUGGAUGACCCAGAGCUGGAUUACAUGAUGGCGGUUUGUACGGGGACGUCUCUGUUAGCUCGUACGGGAAAGAUCGCUGGACGGAACGCGACGACGAAUAAGGCCGCAUUCAAUUGGGUUAAGACAGUAGAGCAUGCGGAAGACGUAAAUUGGAUCGCGAAGGCUCGGUGGGUGGUAGACGGCAACCUAUGGACUAGCUCAGGGGUUAGUGCUGGUACGGAUAUGACACUAGGAUGGAUUGAAAAGUUAUACGGAAGAAAUGAAAGCGAGAGGGUACGGAACCUCAUGGAAUGGAACGCUUUAAAUCAAACCGACGACCCAUUUGCGGAGUAUUAUGGGUUAGUCUAAUUAAGCACACACCCCUGAGUGCACCUACGAUAAUCUUAGGGGUAUUAUAUGAAUAACUUCAUAAAAAAAUCAAUAUCACUAUAGCUUACCUUCUAUAUGAAGUAAUAACGUAUUCACUCAAA